This is a messenger RNA of Paraglomus occultum, 1050 nucleotides long. Lineage: Eukaryota; Fungi; Glomeromycota; Glomeromycetes; Paraglomerales; Paraglomeraceae. The record is from the annotation of a GenBank genome assembly.
AUGGAUUUUCCCUACCACACACAUUUGCCAAAACAUGCCCGUCAGACAGAUUCGCAGCGACGUUCGACAUCCUGUAGACGGAAAAGCCUAUCUCCGACUUUUGACGAUCCGCCCAGUCCUUCAACCUCACCGCGCUCGUCUCCCCGAAUGCCGCCACGACCAUCAGGCUCCAUUCUCACACGAAAAAAUUGGUUAAUUCGCAUCAACUCCCAUCCACUCGAUCCACUACCUAUUCCUGUUUCUCCGGGCAGAGAAACAAAAUCUCCCUUUGUUCCGCCACCCUUAAAAAGAACGCAGCGUAUAGUCUUUGUGCCUGAAUCUCAGCUCGGGCUAAUGGUUGGGCAGAGAAAAGCUAGGCGUCUUGUGACUGAAGACCUGAACGAUAUAUGUCUACAUCGGCCGAAGAAGGUUAGUUUUUCGACUACUGAGGAAAUAAUUGGAACGCAGGAAGCCUACGAUAGCGACAAUGAAUCAACAUCAACUCUUGCUGAUGAUAAGGACGAUGAUGAGACGUGGUAUGACUGUAAUGAGGAUCUUGUGGAGUGUCAAAACAAUUGGAUGUAUAAUCAAAAUGCUAUUGCAGAAAUGGCUGAUUUGGAGAAGAGAAAAUAUGAGAGAUUAUGUAAUGGAAAGAAUAUAAAUGGGAGGAGCGUAAAUGGAAGAAGGGCGAUAAAUGGCGGGAUGAUGAAGGGAAAGAAUACGAGUGCAGAAAGAGUGAAUGGGGAACGAGUGAAUGGAGAGCGAAUGAAUGGGAAAAGCGUGAAUGGGAAGAGAGUGAAUGGAGAAAGCUUGAAGAUAGGGAGUAUCGAUUCAGAGAACGUGAAUGGGGAAGGCUUGAAGAUAGAGAGCAUUAAUACAGAGAGCGUGAAUGGAGAGAGCCUGAACGGAGAGAGUGAAGAAGGGACUGUCGAUUGGUUUACACAGAAAAUUUUCGGUUGGUUUACAGGCCAAAAACGAAGAUUGAAUGACGAGAACGAGUGUGAUGAUGGUUCAGCUAAAAAAGUAUGUAGGCGUGGUAAUGGGUAUAUAUUUGAUGCGGAUCAACAAUAA